AAUUGUAACUAGCAUCCAAUUUUAACUUGUUUUAAUUAAAUCCCUACAUGAUUAUACCUAGAAAUAUUUUGUUUCGUUUAACCUUCUUUUGUUAUUAGAAGAACCUAACUAAAAACUUUUUCACACUAUAAAGGCCUUAUUACAAAAAAUUACAAAUUACAAAUUACAAAAUUAAAAAAUAGGAUUUAGUGAUUUGCUAUACUUACAAAUUUAAUAAUAUUUUUGAGAUCUCAAGAUUAGUAAAAAAAAAAAAUUGACCAUGCUCAAGAAAAAUGAAUUUCUGUGGAAGUGGUCAAUUCUCUCUCUCUCAAACACAAAUUCCUCUAUUAUAGGCAAAUAAUUCUUCUGGCAAUCCGAAAUAUGCUCCUAAAUUUUUUACCCGAAUAAUGCUUCUAUGGUGCCUUAUAUAACUCCAUUAUUUUGCAAUGUUUCUCCUUGCCCUCAGCAAAUUCUCAUAAUAUUUAUUCUCAUCGUCUUCGUCCAAAACAUAAGCACAACCUCCUAUUUUCCAAAAAUGGGAGGUUGUGCUAGCAGACCCAAGACCCUUGAAGAGGAGCUCCCAGUUGAGGUUCUUACACCAAAAAAUAUUGAAGCUGAGGUUGAGGCUGAAACUGAGGUCAAGGUUGAGACUGAGACUGAGGAUACUUCUCUUGAAAAGGAGCUCCCAGUUGAUCCUCCUACACCAAAUAUUGAGACUCAGCUUGAGGUUGAGGUUGAGGGUGCUAGCUCCGAGGAGAAAAAGGAAGAAGGCGAAGCUGAGGGUGAGAAGAAAGAAGAAGCAACAGAAGAGAAGAAAGUAGAAGAAGUAUCUUCCGAGCCUGUUGAUGAUGCUUUUGUGGAAGUUGACAAGUCAUUUGAGAAAACAACUGAAGAGCCACCCCGUGUAAGCGGAGCUUGGGAAUUCAAUUUCAUGGGGUUGGCCUUAAAAAUAUAACAUUUUGGAUUGGUCAAUUAUUUAUGUAAAUAUAAUUGAGGAAUUCUGAGUCCAUUUAAUGUCUGAAGAUUGAAUUUUGAUUGUCUAUGUGUAGUUUGGAAAUUAUGUUUCUGACCUGUGAUUGAGACUGAAAUUUGAAUUUCUGAUUGUUUAA
Molecule: messenger RNA, 1088 nt
Organism: Arachis stenosperma
Lineage: Eukaryota; Viridiplantae; Streptophyta; Magnoliopsida; Fabales; Fabaceae
Exons: 2
Coding region: 395-934 (179 amino acids)
Source: RefSeq, a predicted model, not a curated record